AACGCCUCCUUUAGGGUUCUUCCUCAAAUGCAGCAAAAACCUUACAUCCGAUAGAAAAGAAGAGCUUCGAUCGGUUAAAAAGAUGAGUUUGAUCCUCAGAUUCAGACAACACUUAUCAACAAGGUUAUCUCAAACCUCCAGAUCACCACUCGCUUCUCUUCUCAACGGUCGCCGGAGCUUCGGACAACCGGCGAGAAAACAAGAUGAAGAGGAGGAAGAAGAGGAAAUAGAUCAAAGGAAGCUCCCGACCGACUACGACCCCGCGACAUUCGAUCCGACAGAACACCGAAGUCCACCGACAGACCGCGUGUUCCGCCUCGUCGACGAGAUCUCGUCUCUAACCUUAUCGGAAAUCUCAGAGCUCGGCGCGAUAAUACUGAAGAAGAGAGGCAUCACGGAGACACCAACUGUCGCCGUUAUGAAGCCCGGAGCUGUAGGUGCCGCCGGGAUCGCUCAGGGUGGUGGUGGCGGUGGCGGUGGUGGUGCGAGUGAAGAGGCGAAAGUGGAGAAGACAGUGUUUGAGAUAAAGCUUGAGGGUUUUGAAGCGUCAGGGAAGAUAAAGAUUAUAAAGGAGGUGAGGAGCUUUACUGAUCUGGGACUUAAGGAAGCGAAGGAGUUGGUGGAGAAGACUCCUUCGGUUUUGAAAGCUGGUGUUUCUAAAGAUGAAGGUGAGAAGAUUGUUGAGAAGCUUAAGGCUCUUGGUGCUAAAGUUGUUCUUGAGUGAGUUUCUUGAUCUUCGAUUUUAUUUUUCUUUUGGUUCCAUUUUAAUAGGAGCUAAUAAUGUAAUAGAUUUACACUUAAGCAGCUUUGUCUCAUUGCUAUAAUUGGUGGAAGUACAUCAAUGUUUGGGAACUGUUGUGUUGUAGUUUUAGUGUUGUUUUUUUUAUGGCUUUGGUCUUGACUCAGUUUCAAGCAUAUUGGUUUUGUCUC
This is a messenger RNA of Brassica napus (rape), 930 nucleotides long. RefSeq names its product 50S ribosomal protein L7/L12. The transcript has a single exon. Bases 83 to 724 code for a protein of 213 amino acids. The record is from RefSeq and is a predicted model, not a curated record. Gene Ontology annotation, biological process: translation. Gene Ontology annotation, molecular function: structural constituent of ribosome. Gene Ontology annotation, cellular component: ribosome. NCBI's taxonomy places the organism in Eukaryota, Viridiplantae, Streptophyta, Magnoliopsida, Brassicales, Brassicaceae.